GUGUCGAUGUCCAGCAGAAUUGGUCUGUCAAUCCAUCAAGCGUAAAACAUCGAGGUUAUAGCCUGGUUCAUCAAGAAUUUCUUCCAGCACGUUUGAGUUUUCAAUGGCUCGUUGAGUUCGAAGCACCUGUUGAUGCUUAGUACACAAAGUCAGAGUCGAUUAAAGGGGUACGGGUGAAUGAUGGAAUGAUUUUACCUACCGGCCUGCCUUCAAGUGUAUUUAGAAAUCCUUCUUGAAACUGGUCCUGCCUUCGGUUUGUGCUAAAGCUGGCCGAAAUGAAAGUAGUAAGCACUAAGAAAACGAGAUUGACACGAAGAGAAAGGAAACAAGUGCAGCGUUUAGACAUCGUCAAGCAAACUUAUCGCUUCAACGGCAGUCACGGCCGGCCAUCGUCCGCUCUUCGGUAUAAUAAUUGUGUAGUUUUAUAGGGUCGUUCAGAUUCAAACGAUAACACGAAGUCAACGAGGUAAAACUGUCCAGUGUUAACCACCUGAUGGUCAUCCACAACGUUUUCAACACAAGGUGUUCUUUCGUUCAAGAUGUCGCGAACGAGCGUGAUUAGUAGUCUUGUUAUUACUCUCGUUUUCUUUCGACUUUUGGUGCCUACGACGUCGACGGAGACGUUAGAGGCAUUACCAGCCACAUCGGAAACUGUGAAAAGAAAAUGGUCUUACAAUUACAAGAGACCGGACCCAAAACCCAAGCCAUCCUGGAGUCACAAAGAGCAUGAAGCUUGGCCUCGGAAAUUUCCAACGUGUGGUGGGAAACAGCAAUCACCUAUAAACAUCCAACCAAAUUCAACAAUAAUCACAUCAUACCCCAACUUUAAAUUCCAUAAUUACGGUUUUGUCGAAGGCAUGGAAUUGAUCAACAAUGGACACAGCGCGGCUUACAAUUUGCCAAUUAACUAUCCCAAAAAGAAGACUCCUCAUAUUAGCGGUGGUGGCCUGGAUGGUAUCUACCAAUUCGCUCAGAUUCAUAUGCAUUGGGGCAAUGAUUCGAGUAAAGGUAGCGAACACCUCAUCAAAUCGAAAAGCUAUCCAGCCGAAAUGCAUUUGGUCCACUGGAACGUCAAAUAUGGUUCGUUUGCUGAAGCAAGUAAAUAUUCUUAUGAUGGUCUUGCUGUUCUGACAAUUUUCGCAAAGGUGGUGCCCGACGAUAAUAAAUCGUAUCAGCCUUUGGUUGAUCAACUGGGCGAGAUAAUUAAGAAUGGCGAUGAAACGAUCUUAAGAAAACCCGUUUCGCUCUUUGAUUUAUUGCCUAAACGGACUACUACGUUCUAUCGCUAUUUUGGCUCUGUCACCACUCCAGCAUGCCAGGAAAUUGUCAUCUGGACCAUCUUCGACAAAGCGAUUGAAAUGUCUGAAAGACAACUAAACAAGUUUAGAAGCCUCGAAGAUGAAGUAGGUGAACGGAUGGUGGAUAACUUCCGUCCACCGCAACCUGUUAAUGAUCGCACCGUAUUUUAUAGAUCGCACAAAGUCCCCGACAUUCCAUUGUCUGUGACGGAUCCUUAUUCUCCAUUUUCCGAAGCUUAUAAAUGGAGUAAAUCGACAUUCAAAAAUUAUGCAAACAGGUUUUGGGGAAUGUUUGAUCCGCCUGCCCAUCUUCGUCACGCUUUUUGCCGAACUCGACCUUGUUAACUCCGAUCCUGCCUACCUGUACGUAAAAUGGCCCAAAGUCUUUGAAGGUUGUGUAUAACUCGAUCCGUGAAAGUGCGUCGUGAAAGAACAAUUUAUUGCGUGAGUCGAUUGUGCUGAAAGAACUUUCGGCGAGAAUUAUAUCAACAAGGUAAUCGUUCAGUUUAGUCGAGUUUCAUGCACGAUGAAGCGGAGAACAUCGGCGUAGGACAUUGUUUGCCAUUGGUAUUUGAAUCUUCUCACGUUUGGUCACGGUUUUCGUCCCUUAGCGUAAGUGUGGGGGAGAUACGGUAACUGAAAGAAUUAAAUUUCCUUUUCUUUUUGUUUUGUUUCACCUAACGCAUAAAUAUAGA
This is a messenger RNA of Daphnia carinata, 1993 nucleotides long. Its product is annotated as carbonic anhydrase 2-like. The transcript is spliced from 10 exons. The record is from RefSeq and is a predicted model, not a curated record. Gene Ontology annotation, cellular component: plasma membrane. Gene Ontology annotation, molecular function: carbonate dehydratase activity; zinc ion binding. The coding region runs from base 540 to 1643 and encodes 367 amino acids. NCBI's taxonomy places the organism in Eukaryota, Metazoa, Arthropoda, Branchiopoda, Diplostraca, Daphniidae.